Bactrocera latifrons is the source of this 1509-nucleotide messenger RNA. Its product is annotated as adenosine deaminase CECR1-A-like. Lineage: Eukaryota; Metazoa; Arthropoda; Insecta; Diptera; Tephritidae. Gene Ontology annotation, molecular function: adenosine deaminase activity. Gene Ontology annotation, biological process: inosine biosynthetic process; adenosine catabolic process. The record is from RefSeq and is a predicted model, not a curated record.
GAGAAAAUUUAUUGACAAAAAAAAAAAAAAAAUUAUUGUGAAUUUAAAUGUUGCGCAUUAAGUAACACAGCUCUGCUUCCACUUAUCAGUGACACCAACAUUAGGUCUGAAUUUGAGCUCGGUCUGAUUAGUGAGAGUCUAAAUAAAUAAACUAGCGCAUUAGCCAAAAUUACGAGAGUGAGCUUACGCAUCAAACCCAACUCAUUCGCCGAAACUCAGUUAGUUUGUGCGCAUCGUUUGAGCAACUGGGAUCAUGGCGAACUUGCGCUGGAUUAGAAAUCUUGCAAUAUUCCUUAUACUGUGCAAUUUCUUGGUGUUUGCGCUCUUGCUGGACUUGCCGGCUUUGCAUGGCUACGCGCAACUUGCCGAACGAGUGCGCAUCUAUGAAACAAUGCGCGCCAAUAUCUUGGAGAAGGAGUCAAAUAAUCAACUUGGCGGACGCGUGUUGCUUAACGCCAAUGAACGCGUCGUCAAUGAGUUKAUCAUGUUGGAGAAGCAGCAUGAACUGGAGUUGGGUUUGAAAAACAUAAGCCACUUUCAGGUGGCGCAGCACUUCUUUCGCUCAUUUGAGAAAAUUAGUAAUACGACGCUCUUUCGAUACCUAAAAACGAUGCCAAAAGGUGGCGUCUUGCAUGCGCAUGAUAUGGCGUUGUGUAGCAGUGAGUAUUUGCUAYCGCUGACCUAUCGUGAGCAUUUGUGGAUUUGUGUUGAAAAGAGUGAGGCGCAAGAGUAUAAGAUGUUACGCUUCUCUUUGCUGCAGCCGCAGCACGAAGAGUCUUGCGAAUGGUCAUUGCUGAGCGAAUUGCGACAAAGUGUGCUCAGCGAUGUUGUCGAUAAGAAGUUGCUGGCACAUUUGACUAUGUAUCCGCUUGAAUAUUUUCCGAACGAGGAUGCAGUCUGGAAGCGUUUCCGCAGCAUAUUUCGGCUCGUGGUGGGACUGCUGACAUAUGCGCCAGUGUGGGGUGACUACAUUUAUAAAGCGUUGGAGGAGUUCUAUGCAGAUGGUGUGCAAUAUUUGGAAAUUCGUUCCGUCUUGCCGAUAUUGUAUGACUUGAGUGGCGGUAACUACACCCUUUUGAAUACGACACGUGCAAUGCGCGAUGCUGAUUUGCGAUUUCGCGCUUCGUAUCCAGACUGGAUUGGUUCGCGCCUGAUUUACGCACCGACAAGAAAAGUGUCCGACGCUCGUUUCGUCGAGUAUUUGGGCAAUGCGUUGCUGCURAAGUCCCACUUUCCUGAUUACUUCGCCGGUUUCGAUUUGGUUGGUUGGGAAGAUGAGGGUCGCCCCUUACAUGACUACUCUCGCGAGCUGCUUGCUYUGCAAGACGAAAUUCAUUUUUAUUUUCAUGCCGGCGAAACGAAUUGGUUUGGCACYAACACCGACGAAAAUCUGCUCGACGCCGUUCUUCUCGGCACGAAACGUAUUGGACAUGGUUUGGCGCUGCUCAAGCAUCCCGAAGUAUUGCAUUUGGCGCGUUUACGAGACAUUGCAAUUGAAAUAAAUCCAAU